ACUACUUUCUUCACUAGCUGAUAAAUAUCUUUGUAAUUUUCUGCAUUCUGAGUUUCUAAUAUAGAAAGUCAGUUCAUUCAGUUGCUUGAAUGUAUUCUAAACAUAUCUAUAGUGAGUGUAUUGUUAAUUCGUGUAAAAAGACACUGCCGAAUGUUUCAGUGUUCGAAUAGCAAAUAGUAAAGAGCAUACUGUAUAAACUUUAUACGAAGCGAGUGAUUGUCGCAUUCGCGGAUCAUCAACAAUAGCAAUAUGUGAUGUCAUAAUGUCUGAAUGUACAUACAUCAUUGUUGUCUUCAACAAUGUGUAAUAUAGAAUGACAGUCGGUAUUUUGGUCGAUUCCAGUUCGUUUAAUAUAACGUGAAUAAAACGAAAUUCAGUGUGCCGGUAUUUUCUGGUGGUUUUCUGUGAUGGCUGGUUUUUGGUCAAUUUUCGUGAUAAUAUCAGUAAUGUUUGAGGUAGUUCUGUCGUAUAAUUUGACUUUAUCUUUACCUUUUUAGUGCACAUGCGGUCAAAAUAUUUGCACCUUCAAUUUCAAUGCGAACCUUCUCCGAUAGUUGUGGUGUAUUCUAUUAUGGCAAUUUAAUAUAGUAAAAUAAUUUGUAUAUAUUUAACAGUUUAAUUAAUAUGCUUAAAAAAAAGAGCUAGCUGAUCUGAUCAAGUGCACAACUAUGUGUAACUAAAUCAUUAAAAAAUGAUUAUAUAAAUCUAGAUAGAGCAACUGAAUGGGGUCAAUGGUCAAUUAAGUGUUGGCUGAUGAGUCGUCUUUUUCAUAUUGAAUGUAUAUAGAUCUUCAAUUUCCAAAGUUUCCACAGGUUAUUAAUAUUUAUGCAAACGUGGAAGUAGCUCAUACAGACGAAUUACCACUUACAAAAUCUCUAGGUUACGUUAUGAGAGGAAACUUGCAGAAGACAUUACAAGAUGCUCGUCUUAAUCAGGAAUUAACAGAUCUAUAUCAGGAGAUGAUAAGAGUCAGUGAGGAGUCGCACAAGCCUUCGGAGAUUGAAGAUAACAGAUUGAGAAGAGUAAUAGAGGAUGAACAAUUAGAUUCAUUGAAAGAUGCGAUGACCAGGCGCCGUAGAAGUCGGUCUUCGUUGGGAACGGUUGCACUUCAAAGGCGAGUACGAUCACAGGCUACUCGGCGCGACAAAUUGAAUAGCCAAAGCUUAAGAAGUCAUGUCGAACAUACGAGAUUAUCAGUCAGCGAUCAAUCUGAGUCUAUCGGUGAAUAAUGAAUUCAGAUUUUUGUAAUGUACUUUAAUAUCUAGUCUUUUUAUACUUUACUUUUGAAAGAUGUAUUUACACUUAAUAAAUCAUGUUCUAUGAAA
Messenger RNA from Galleria mellonella (greater wax moth), 1325 nucleotides. RefSeq lists its product as uncharacterized. NCBI's taxonomy places the organism in Eukaryota, Metazoa, Arthropoda, Insecta, Lepidoptera, Pyralidae. The coding region runs from base 777 to 1229 and encodes 150 amino acids. The transcript has 4 exons. The record is from RefSeq and is a predicted model, not a curated record.